This is a messenger RNA of Adineta steineri, 990 nucleotides long. NCBI's taxonomy places the organism in Eukaryota, Metazoa, Rotifera, Eurotatoria, Adinetida, Adinetidae. The record is from the annotation of a GenBank genome assembly.
AUGUCAUUUGAGGAUUAUGCUGCAACAUGUUCACGUACAUUUGCUCAAACACCAAUACGUCUUGUUCGUAUGUCAUCGUCAUUGACAACAUUUGUUGGUUGUCUUGAUCCACCUUACCGUCAUCUUGUUUUAUUAUGUCAACCACAUUUUACUGAUACAUCAAUAUCAGUUGCAUUCUAUUUAAAUGGUACAGCUUAUUUUGAAUAUUUAAAUGAAGAAAAAAUUCGUCAACGUUUACAAUUAUUAAAUAAUCCACGUAAAACAUCAUUUCAUCGUGGUGAUUUAGCACCUGUAUUAGACCGUUUAAAAUCUAUGUUAGCUAUUGAUUCUCUUAAACAAGAUAAUCCAGAUAUUGAAUUACAUGCUAAACUAUUAUCAGCAAGAUUAUUAUCAAUUGAAAUUUAUCAUAAUGAUUUAAAAUUUAAACUUCGUCUUGAUGAACGACCAGAAUUAUUUGAACAACACUAUGUUAGACAAUUAUUAAUACAAGUGAAAGAAUUAUCACAAAGACAAACAUAUUUAUGUGAAUUAUUAGAACAUAAGGAUGAAUUACCACAAUUUGAUUCAAAACUUUUUCUGUGUACGCCAAUGACACUUAUUGAUGAUCAUGAAGAAGAAGAGGAAGACGAUGAAGUCUUAUCGUCAUCAACCACUGGACGCUUAUGGAAAGCAUCAUUUGGUCGUCGUGGCGGUCAAAAUUUUCUUGAUAUAUGUUUACUUAAAAAAUCUUAUAUGAGAGCAUUAGAAGAUCUGGAUGAAGAUGAAGACGAUGAUAUAGAAACCGUUUCCUCAAUUUUAACCAAUAUAGUUGAUCAAACUGUUGCUAAUGACGAUGAACAAAAUAAUGAUGAUCAACAAUAUAAUGACGACGUUGGUUUAGCAGCACGAAUCGCAAAACGUUCAAUAGCAUCAACAAUGAAUACAGAAAAUGAUGAUCAUCAAAUGAAACGUUUACGAAGUAAUCCAGCAGCUCCUACCGUUUCUGCUUAA